AUUCGUCGAAGAAGACGCGUAAAGAAAACAAUUCCAAACCGCUGGUGUUUAUUCAUCACUUGACCCUUCUUACAGCUCAACUUUCGGCAUCAUUGCAUAGUUUUACAUUGGGAGGACACCAUGCCCGUCAUUUGUGCGGCAACAGGGUGCAACAAUAAGUUCGUGAAAGGGUCGGAAAUAAGAUUUUACAGGUUUCCUCUCAGCAAGCCCCAACUCGCCAACAAAUGGGUGCACAGUCUGGGGAUGAAAAACUUCACGCCGACCUUCAACACCUGCCUCUGCUCGGAACAUUUCAGGACCGACUGCUUCAGGGACUACAACGGCAAACAGUUCCUGAGAGAAGACGCCGUGCCCACCAUAUUCAGCCAAGGGCAGGACUCAAAGAUUGAAUUGCGUAAAAGAGGCGUAAUACCGAAGGAGGCGACUGUUACAAAUCAAAUGGGAACGCAAAUGGAGAGAGACAGAGCGAGGGAGAGCGCUCUGCGCAGAGACAAAAGAGGAGGAAUGAGGGGUGGACGAGGCGCCCGCGGAGGAAAGCAGCUGUCUGACAGGCAGUUUGCAGGUGGAGCCAAAAACAAAGUGUACGACAGCAAAGGCCAUCUGCUGUCCAACGGCAAGGACAUGUGUGACUGUCUGGACGUGGACUGUAUGGGCUGCUUCUACCCGUGCCCCGAAUGCGGCUCCCGCAAGUGUGGGGUCGAGUGCCGCUGCGACAGGAAGUGGCUUUACGAGCAGGUGGAAGUGGAAGGGGGCGAAAUCAUCCGGAACAAGUUUGCUUUUUAACUCCCAGGGAGUCCGGAUUUAUCGUGGCAUCGAGGCCGACGGACUUUUCAAGAUGCUUUUUAAGGAAAUAUUCAAUAACAAAAAAAAAAACAAAAGGUAACUGGAUUUGCUUGGUUUUCUUGGAGAAAACACAUGAAGUUGAGUUGCCUUUGCUCCAGCUUUGUUUUUUCUGUGUAUACCUUGACCUGUACGGCUGAGGAGGUAGAAAACUAUGAUUUCUUUUUCUUUCUAAGCCAACUUCUUUGAAUAAAAUGUCUUUAUAUUUAAA
Messenger RNA from Mugil cephalus (flathead mullet), 1051 nucleotides. It is a transcript of the gene arl14ep, whose product is annotated as ADP-ribosylation factor-like 14 effector protein. The record is from RefSeq and is a predicted model, not a curated record. Bases 121 to 783 code for a protein of 220 amino acids. The transcript has 5 exons. Lineage: Eukaryota; Metazoa; Chordata; Actinopteri; Mugiliformes; Mugilidae. Gene Ontology annotation, cellular component: intracellular membrane-bounded organelle.